Rotaria socialis is the source of this 2160-nucleotide messenger RNA. The record is from the annotation of a GenBank genome assembly. NCBI's taxonomy places the organism in Eukaryota, Metazoa, Rotifera, Eurotatoria, Philodinida, Philodinidae.
AUGGGUUGUGGAGGUAGUCGCGUUAGGCCAGUCCCAAAACCAAUUUCUGUUAAAAUUCUCGAACCUAAUCAAACGAAUCGGAAAACAAAAAAGGAUUCAACUGAUUCUGAAAGUAAAAGAUCGAAGAGAACAGGAUCAACUGCAAAUAAUGGUGAAGACGCUCAAAACACUGAUCAUCAUCAACAAUUAGUGAAUGAUAUUGAAGCGGCUGAUCCAUAUGCAUUUAAUACAUCGUUUAUACGACAACGUCAGAAAGCCAUUGAUAAUCAUUCGUACCGUUCGACUAUUCAAUCAUGGCGUCCCAACUCCCUCCAACAAUUAGUUAAUGCUAUUAAAUCUUUAUCAGAAAAUAAAUCAAUAGUAGAUUGUCAUUGGAUCAUUUUCUAUUGGAUCACAUAUAACAUUGAAUAUGAUACAGUCUCGUACUUCAGUAAAAAUUAUGCAGAUCAAACAGCUGAAGGUGUAUUUCGAACUAGAAAAGGCGUUUGUGCUGGUUACGGCAAUAUUUAUAAAUAUCUCUGCGAUGCACUGAAUAUUCCAUGUGAGAAAGUGAGUGGCUACUCGAAAGGUUAUGGAUUCGAUGAACGCGAAGGUGCACCUACCGAAACAGACCAUGCAUGGAAUGCUGUAGAAAUCGACCAUCAUUGGUACUUGAUUGAAUCCACAUGGGGUGCUGGACAUCUGACAGAAGAAAAGAACUUCCAACGUAAAUUGAACUCGUAUUAUUUUCUACCUAAUCCAACUGAGAUGAUAUAUCAUCAUUUACCUGAAAUUGAGAAAUGGCAACUAUUACAAAAACCAAUCAAAAUGAAACAAUAUUUACAAAUGCCACAACUUCAGCCCCAUUACUUUGAAUUGAAUUUAGAUUUAAUUAGUCCACGAAAUCAAGAUCAUGUUCAUUUUGCGCCGGGGAAAGCAUAUGCGUUAGUCCUCAUACAGGGACCAUCUGAUGUUGAUCUAAUUGUAGAUUUGAAGUUAAACAAUAAAGAAAUUGAAGGUGGUGAUCGUGUCGAGUUUGAUACUAAGAAACAAAUGCAUCGUUGUUACUUUGCUCCAAAUACUAUAGGGAAACAUAAAAUUACAAUUUAUGCAAAAAAGAAAGAUGAAGAGGGUAAAUAUCACGACGUAAUUCAUUUAACUCUCGACGUUAGUGAAAUGCCAAAAUAUCCCAUUAGCUUUCCUAAAAUAUGGAAGAAUUUUUUUGACUUGAAUAUGGAAGUAGUCUCACCAAAAGAUACACAUUUGAUGAAAGUACAUAAUGGACAAACGGAUGCAGAAGUUUUGAUUCGAACACCGGAUGAUGUAGAACUACAUGGAUCAUUGACUAAUUCAGAUGGAGAAAAAGUCGAAGGUGGACAUCAGGUAUUCUAUGAUCGACAUAAAAGCCUAUGGCGGUGUAAAUUUGCUCCUAAUUGUGAUGGAAUGUUCGAUGCUCAAAUUUUCGCUAAGAGAAAAGCAGAGAAAGGUCAAUAUACAGCUGCCGUGAAAUUUAAAGUCAAAGCAAGAAACAUUCAAAAACAACCAGUAAGUUAUCCAACCACGUGGCCUCUUUUCUAUGAACUGGGACUUAAAAUAGAAGCACCUCAAAAUCGUGCUACUGCUGUAUGGCCGAAUAAUGCAUCAUUCGCUGAAAUUCGAAUAUCAGCACCCAGUGAUGUUGAACUGUCGUGUAGUAUUGAAUUCAAUGGUAUUAAAAAUGAAAAUUGUGCAUUAGCUCAGUUUGAUCAUGACAAACACCAAUGGCAGCUUUUGUUUGCGCCGCAAUGUGCUGGUUUACACCAGCUUAUGAUUUAUGGUCGUCGCCACUCUGACUCUCGAACAGAAUUUGAAGCAGUUGCAGAAUUUAGUCUUAUAGUAACAAAGAUUCGAAAGCCUAUAAUUUUUCCUGUUACAUACACGAAAUUCGAGACGACUAAAUGUCGAAUUUAUGAACCACUUGAAGGUACACUGAAGAAAGGUGCUAUUAUACCCUUUCACUGUGUUAUUCCUGGUGCAACUGAAGUUGACUUACAAGUGGAUUCUAAAUGGGUUGGAGUAAAAGGAUAUGAAGAUCCAAUUCUGAAAACAGGCAUCACAGUUGGUUCGAAAGAUAUUACUGUUUAUGCUAGAUACGGUCAAAACACAAAUUAUGAUGGACUUAUUCGAUACUCUGUUAAAUGA